Chaetura pelagica (chimney swift) is the source of this 736-nucleotide messenger RNA. It is a transcript of the gene AHCY, whose product is annotated as adenosylhomocysteinase. Lineage: Eukaryota; Metazoa; Chordata; Aves; Apodiformes; Apodidae. The transcript is spliced from 5 exons. The annotation marks the transcript as partial. The record is from RefSeq and is a predicted model, not a curated record. Gene Ontology annotation, biological process: L-methionine cycle. Gene Ontology annotation, molecular function: adenosylhomocysteinase activity. Gene Ontology annotation, cellular component: cytosol.
AUCAGCCUUGCAGACUGGGGUCGCAAGGCCAUCGAGAUUGCUGAGAAUGAGAUGCCAGGGCUGAUGAAGAUGCGGGAGAUGUACGCGGCGGCCAAGCCCCUGCGCGGCGCCCGCAUCGCCGGCUGCCUGCACAUGACCGUGCAGACAGCAGUGCUCAUAGAGACCCUGAUAGCCCUGGGAGCUGAGGUACAAUGGUCAAGCUGCAACAUUUUCUCCACUCAGGACCACGCUGCAGCUGCUAUUGCAAAAGCUGGUAUCCCUGUGUUUGCCUGGAAAGGGGAGACCGACGAGGAAUAUCUGUGGUGCAUUGAGCAGACCUUGUACUUCAAGGAUGGGCAGCCCCUCAACAUGAUUUUGGAUGAUGGUGGAGAUCUUACCAACCUCGUUCAUACCAAAUACCCACAGCUCUUGAAAGGAAUUAGAGGUAUUUCAGAAGAGACAACAACUGGAGUUCACAACCUGUACAAGAUGAAGGCCAAUGGGACCCUGAAAGUGCCAGCUAUCAAUGUCAAUGACUCUGUCACCAAGAGCAAGUUCGAUAACCUGUAUGGCUGCAGGGAGUCCCUGAUCGAUGGCAUCAAGCGCGCCACGGACGUGAUGAUCGCGGGGAAGGUGGCGGUGGUGGCCGGUUACGGUGACGUGGGCAAGGGCUGCGCCCAGGCCCUGCGGGGCUUUGGGGCCAGGGUCAUCAUCACUGAGAUCGACCCCAUCAACGCCCUGCAGGCAGCCAUGGAAG